Betta splendens (Siamese fighting fish) is the source of this 1865-nucleotide messenger RNA. RefSeq names its product dihydroorotate dehydrogenase (gene dhodh). Lineage: Eukaryota; Metazoa; Chordata; Actinopteri; Anabantiformes; Osphronemidae. Gene Ontology annotation, biological process: 'de novo' pyrimidine nucleobase biosynthetic process; pyrimidine ribonucleotide biosynthetic process. Gene Ontology annotation, molecular function: dihydroorotate dehydrogenase activity. The transcript is spliced from 9 exons. Gene Ontology annotation, cellular component: cytoplasm; mitochondrial inner membrane. The record is from RefSeq and is a predicted model, not a curated record. The coding region runs from base 111 to 1301 and encodes 396 amino acids.
CCAGGAUGCAAAUAUCGCGAGAUGACGCGGAGGAAGCGGAGACCACGUGUGUUUAUCCGGCUACAUGCUCGGAAAUGCAGUAAAGGGGCGAGAGUGAGAGAGCUGCGUCCAUGGCGGGACAUCUGAAGAAAAAGCUGAAAGAUGCAGUAAAGGUCCUUGGCUCAGGUAGCCUUCUGUUUGCUUCCUACCUCACUGUGGGUGGAGAUGAGCGUUUCUAUGCCAACCAGCUGAUGCCCCUACUACAGAGGAUUGUGGGACCAGAGACGUCACAUGUGCUGGCAGUAAAGAUCGUAGGUCUGGGUCUGGUUCCUCUGAACCGCUACCAGGAUCCUGCAUCAUUGGAAGUAAAUGUCCUUGGGCUGAAGUUCAGGAACCCUGUGGGGAUUGCUGCAGGCUUUGAUAAGCAUGGGGAAGCUGUAGACGGGUUGUACAAGAUGGGUUUUGGCUUUGUUGAAGUCGGGACAAUAACUCCAAAACCUCAGGAGGGAAACCCUAAACCACGCGUGUUUCGGCUCAUCUCAGAUCAGGCAAUAAUUAACAGAUACGGUUUCAACAGCUGUGGUUUGGCAGAAGUGCAGCAGAGGCUGGGCGCACGAGUAGAAAUCCAGCAGGAACAAAGUAAAGUUGGCUUUCCCCUGGGCGUCAACCUGGGGAAGAACAAAUUAUCCCAGGACGCAGGGGCAGAUUACCUGGAGGGGGUCAGAGCGCUAGGCCCGCUGGCAGACUACCUGGUGGUCAACGUCAGCAGCCCCAACACACCGGGUCUCCGGGAUCUGCAGGGGAAGGCUGAGCUGCGUCAGCUCCUCAGUAAGGUGUUGAAGGAGCGUGAUGCCCUGCAGGGAGAACGCAAGCCUCCAGUCCUGGUCAAGAUUGCUCCUGACCUCACUGCUCAGGACAAACAAGACGUGGCUGAUGUUGUCACUGAGCUGGGAGUGGACGGUUUAAUGGUGUGUAACACAACAGUGUCCAGACCAACGACGCUUCAGGAUCCACAUGCGUCUGAGCGUGGCGGUCUGAGUGGCCAGCCUCUCAAAGACCUUUCUACAAGAACAGUGAGGGACAUGUACAGUCUCACCAAAGGUAAGGUACCAAUUGUUGGAAUCGGUGGUGUGGCCAGUGGGAAGGACGCUAUGGAAAAGAUCCGUGCUGGUGCUUCGUUGGUUCAGCUCUACACCGCGUUGACCUUCCAGGGUCCACCUGUGGUGACAAAGAUAAAGCGGGAAUUGGAAGUGCUUCUUAAAGAAGAAGGCUUCAGCAGCAUAUCUGAGGCCGUUGGAGCAGACCACAGAGUGGACUCAUGAGCACAGCCUGCAUAAGGAGAUGGUAAAUGUUAACGCAGCCACUCUUGCCUUCUUUAAUUGCACAUCAUGAUCAAUUAACUGUCUAUUGUGCUUAUUCGGCCAUCUAUUCAAUGGGAUUUCCAGGGUUGGAAAUGCCUUAAGGUUUGAGCCACAGAAAGCUGAGUCUUUACUUCAGGUGUUGACUGUUUGUUACUGUGUAACAGCACAAGUACAUAUUUUAAACCUUUUCUGCAACUACAUUUCUGCAAAUGUAUACAAAAAACCUUUUGUGUAUAAAAUACCUAUACAAAUACAUAUAUUUAAUAAUCUGAAAUUGAGCUGUAUAGAUGGAACUUAUGUUUGUUAAAUUUCAUCGUGUAAUUCGUUCAGAUGUUUGCUUCAUAAUAAUCUAUGAAAAAGGUGAUUUUCAUUAAAAAUGAAAGAGGUAAUUUCUCUUUAGUUAGACUAUAUAUUGAAAGAUCACAUUCAAGGUUAUCUUCUAGUUUUUACUGAUCUGAGAAGCCUGUGUAAUGUAUUAUGUUCUGUGGGAGAAGCGCUGGAAAAUAUACUUGCUUUGAAUUUAAA